Molecule: messenger RNA, 1518 nt
Organism: Penicillium diatomitis
Lineage: Eukaryota; Fungi; Ascomycota; Eurotiomycetes; Eurotiales; Aspergillaceae
Exons: 4
Coding region: 1-1518 (505 amino acids)
Biological process (GO): transmembrane transport; tripeptide transport; dipeptide transport
Cellular component (GO): plasma membrane
Molecular function (GO): dipeptide transmembrane transporter activity; allantoate transmembrane transporter activity
Source: RefSeq, a predicted model, not a curated record
AUGGAGAAGCAAGAUACACCGCGCCUACGAGGCGCUACGGAGCUCAAUGAAACCAAAAUCGACUCAACACUGGUAGCUCGUGAUGUGGACAUUGGGCAGAUACUCGACGCAAAUGUUACGCCUGAGAUGGAACGAAAGGUGUUGGCAAAGCUGGACCUCUAUCUCAUUCCUUUGAUGGGAUUUUGCUACAUGUUACAAUACAUGGAUAAGCUUGCUCUAAGCCAGGCAACGUUGUUCAACUUGACUGAAGAUCUGAACCUCCGAGGAAAAGAAUAUAAUUGGGCCUCUGCCAUCUUCUACUUUGGCUACUUCGCCUGGAGCUGGCCGAGCUCAUAUCUCAUCGUUCGUCUCCCUCUGGGAAAAUACCUCGGCGUCGCAGUAUUCGUCUGGGGAGGCAUUCUUAUGUGCCAUGCGGCAUGCACGUCAUUCAGUACUCUCAUGGUAGCACGCUUUUUCCUCGGCGUAGGAGAAGCCUCAAUUGCCCCUGGAUUUGCCCUGAUCACGGGCAUGUUCUACAGACGCGAAGAACAACCCGCCCGACAGGCAGCUUGGUUUGUCGGCAACUCCAUCGCGACUGUGAUCGGCGGCGUGGUGGCAUAUGGAAUCGGCAUGAUUCACAACUCCACCGUGUAUAGUUGGCAGUUGUUGUUCCUUGUGCUGGGAGCAAUAACCUCUGGUUAUGGCAUCAUUCUCGUUUUUUUGCUACCCGAUUCCCCCGCCAAGGCCGUCUUUCUAACCAAGCCCGAGCGAUCGAUUGCAAUCCAGCGCACCUUGCAAAACAAGACUGGUGUUUUGGACACAGGCAAAUUCCACUGGAAUCAGGUCCGUCUGGCCAUUCUCGAUCCCCAGACAUGGUUCCUCGUUCUGUACACCUUCUGUGUGAACCUCUGCAAUGGCGGAAUCACCAGUUUCGCCUCCAUCAUCAUCGCGGGAUUCGGCUUCUCCAACCUCAAGGCCCUAUUGAUCCAGAUGCCUCUUGGUGCGGCCCAGCUCGUGUUUCUCAUUUUGACCUCGGGAAUCGCGACUUUCUUCCGAAACACACGAAUCCUCAUGAUGAUCGUCAACACACUUGCCUCUAUGAUCGGGAUGGUGCUCAUCUGGAAAUUAGAGAGUAAUGACCGUGCAGGCCGCAUGACAGGGCUGUGCCUCAGUGCUAUCUUCGCGGCGAAUAUCCCUCUCUCCCUGAGUCUGAUUAGUUCCAAUGUCGCUGGAUUCACCAAGAAAAGUACAGUCAGCGCUCUGAUGUUUGUGGCGUACUGCGUGGGCAAUAUCGUCGGUCCACAGUUCUUUGUCCCCACGGAGAAACCAUCGUACCCGACUGGCAUCAAGGCUUCGAUGGCGGGUUUGAUCCUGGGCGUCUUCUUCCUGAUGUGCCUCUAUGUCUUUUAUGUGUGGGAGAAUCGUCGACGGGACCGGGUCUACGGGACUCCGGAACAAUUCACCGAGACGGAGGAGCUUCAGGAUGAGUUGUCCAACAGGACCGAUCAAGAAAUUGAGAGUUUCAGAUAUGUGCUCUAG